Messenger RNA from Megalopta genalis, 5441 nucleotides. RefSeq names its product DBB domain-containing protein stumps (gene stumps). The record is from RefSeq and is a predicted model, not a curated record. Gene Ontology annotation, cellular component: cytosol. Lineage: Eukaryota; Metazoa; Arthropoda; Insecta; Hymenoptera; Halictidae. Gene Ontology annotation, molecular function: fibroblast growth factor receptor binding; transmembrane receptor protein tyrosine kinase adaptor activity.
GACUUGUCAGUAUUCCGUGAAGUGUUGGGCCGUGUAUGCGCGCCGGUCCUCCUUCCGCCGCAACCCUAACUCGCUAGAGAAACACGAGGCGCCCCCUCGAUCGCGGAAAUCAUUCGACAACGAUCCUCCGGCUAGAUCGUUCUUCCAACUCGCCGACUUCGUCGUCGGCGUCGCACCUGGGUAACACCUCCGUCGAACUAAAAAUACAAGGACGAAUUUAACCAACGGUUUACGAGCGUUCGAAGACAAAGAAAAUUUCUUCGGGAACUAUAGGACACGAUCUCAAGGUUGUGUCGCGACGUUUGGUCUCGUUCGGAGCUGUUGACGGAAGACCGAGGAACUUCAGAUGUGCCUGGUUCGGUUUUGUUUCGCGGACUCGAAGACUUCGGUCCCCGAAGGGAUUUUAUUACCUUUUAUCGCGUGUGGACGAUCGUUUCAGGCCGAUCGAAUAAUCGAGGUGACUUCGAAGUGCGCGUUACUGUCGCCGAAGUUGUCGCUUCCGAGAGCGCGGGGAGCCACUGUGAACUUCCAGGGACGGAUUUUUCCCUCGGCGGUGCUUGCGAUCGGCGGAGAAAGUCGAAACAUCGGCAGCUAGAAGUUUUAGCCACGCUUUCGCGCGAAGAAGAAAGUUCAAAAUAGAUCUCGGAGGUCCUUGGAACGAUCCCGAAUCGGCUUCGAUUCGACGUUUAUAAACAUUUACCAACAGUUGUUUGAAAGGCGGUUUAUAAUUGUCUAAAGAUAGAUUCUGGCUUCUCGGAGUCAAAGGAGCACCAAUUCGAAAUCAGUUCUCGCGGUAAACACAGUGAUACGCAAUAUUUUUCUGCGGCCCGACGAGGGAUCAAGAGGCGAAGCAGAGGCUGAUGGGAACGUUUGAUGCCCGAACCCGUGCAGCGUCGAAGGGGCAGAAAAAGAAGACGAUCUUGCGAAGGGCAACGAACAAUGCAACCCUUGAUGCUCUCUCGCCGCGAAGAAGCAAAAACUUCCGCGAUGCUGAGUGUUAUUUCCUGCGAAACGCUUUGACUUAAUCGCGCGACCGAGACCCGCUGAUUGAUCGCCGGUCGUGGCCCCGGCAACUGUUACUCGGGGAAAUAAAAGAGACGGGCCAAAACUAUCGCCGGGAAAAUUUACGGAAGAUUUAAGAUCGUUACGUGGCCGAGGAUUUAUCGGCAACUCGAGGAGAACCGAGGAAGAAUGAGUUGCUCGAGCUACUCGGACGAAUCGCUCCCGUAGGAUCGCUGAGAAUAUCGGAGUGUCAGCAGCGGUUUCUCGUGCAACGGGACAGGAUGGCAGUCGACAACCCCUCGUACUUCUCGUUGUCGAGCGGGGCUGCGUCGUCGAGCACCGCGACGCCGGCGACGUCGACAACGAGCGUGGCGUUCUCGCCGCCAGCUAAGGGGCCCACAGGUCUGACGGCCUUGUUCCGUCGACGGGCCUGUAAGAUGGGCGCCACGUCCUCCGCGAGCAUCGUUUCGACGUCCACGGCCAGCACCACCCUGAUGCAUCAGGAGAGCAACAGGAGCAGCGCCUCUGGCGCGUCCACGCCGUCGACGCCCACCGAGGAACGGGUCCCGAUGCUGUCGAGAAACGGGACUGGCCAUGGAAACGGAAGCCACGGCGGGGCCAGCCAGAGGAGGAGCUUCAGAAACCUGUUCAGGUCGGUCAGCGCCAAUGCGGAUAACGAGAGGACCCAGCAGUUCCUGAAAGGCGACCCUAGACCGUCGGACGUCGCGCCACCUUCGCCGUAUCUACCUCACAGGUCGCACUCGCACUCGGAGAACGACAGAAGACGACCAGGUCGAAGCAGAGCAGUCCUGAAAUCGGCGAGCGAGCUGCUCUCCAACGACAUGGUGUACUGCGGUCUGGCUAGAGACAAUCAUCGACAUAACGACGACGACGACGACGACGAUGAUCCAGACUCCAGCGAGGUGUUCAUCGGUGUCGACGAUGCUAGGUACUACAACCUCUCGUCGACCUUGCCAGCGCCAGGCUCGGCAGCAGCAGGUCGAAGAAGACACUCGAUAGGCACCUUCCUCGGCAAAGACCGAGGUGCCGGUGCGAAAGACAACGUCGCCAGGAGACAAGCACACGACGCCGCUGCCAUGGUGGAACCGGAUACAAUGGCGCCGCCAGCACCCGUGGACACCGUCGACGGUGUCGAGGACAGGGCAGGAAGAUCCUGUAGCAGAAACAGACGCAGGAGACAUCGCAGUUCCUCCAGCAAGGGAUCACGUUCAGCGUCAGGGGUGUCGAAGAUCGACUCGCACCCUGAAGACGACGUGCUCUUCGUGUCCAGCAAAGACAGCGAGAUCUCGAGCCUAUGGGUGAAUUAUCUGACUGCCUGUUUCGAGCAGAUCAGCAGGCAGCAGGGCCGGCCGCCAUUCAAGGUGCGUCACGUCACCGUCGAAGAAACGAUUCCCUCAGGAACCGAGGACAGGAUCAGAACAGCUCGUCUACAGAUCGUGGUCGUGUGUCCAGUGCUAUUGGAAAGGGUUCAAAGCCGACCAGAACAUGCGACCAGCUUGGCUAGACACCUGGUCAGCGACAAGGUCCUGGCGAUGAUGCUGGGUGUCCACGACAGUCACAUCAGCGACGCCCACAGGUCGAUCCUGGUCUCGUACAAUCAGUGGAGGAAAUUCUUCGUGAAGGACCAGGACGAGACCUUCGUUGGCGAGCUGUUGGGUGCUGCGGUUGGUAUCCUCGGCACUACGCCUCCGCCUGCUCUUAGAAGCGACAAGACUUCGUUCUCCGUUCAUCCGAAGAAGGUCAAACUGGGUCACAACAGGAUAAUAGCUCUAUUGAACGACCCUCUGCGCCCGGAGGACAACGUGUCCGUGAUCGUGGAUCGCUGCGGGGAGGCGAUCGAUAUCGCCCACGUGAAAAGAAGGAACCCGUACGCCCUGCAGUUCUCGAUCCCGGAGAGAUGCUUGGAGGUGUCGAUGCUGGUCGGCGUCAGGAUAUCGAAGAACGGCUGUCCUCUGGGAGUGAGGCAGGUGAAGUGCGAGAGCAGGCUCAGGGAGCUCGACCAGAUCCUCCGGGCCCACGACAAUCCAUUGGAGUUCAUGUGUCAGACGUUCGGCUUCAAUCCCAGUGACCGCGAGCAGCUGGACAACUGGAUGGUCCACGCGUUUCAACGAAACGUGCCGCCGCACUUCAAUCUUCUGUCCACCCCCAGUGGAGUGGUUUCCAAUCAGAAGGUUCACUCCAGAAGACUCGUGGGUCCCGAAGAGAAUCCAACGUUGCUGCACUUCGCCGCCCGUUUCGGCCUCGAGAGGUUGGCCUGGCAGCUUCUGGAGUGUCCAGGCGGCGACAUAGCAUGCGACCUGAGGAACGUGACGGAGCUAACUCCGGCAGAUCUCGCUGACCAGGCUGGACACGCGAGACUUGCUCACCAGCUUCGCGGCUACAUGCAAAUGAACGAGUUCACCAACAUGUACAGCUACCUGAAGGUGAUCAGCGAGACGGCCACCGAUCAAGCGGCGAGCGCGGAUCCAACAACGACGAACACGAGCAACGAGGCCAGCAACGAUAAGGAAGAUUACUGUCGUCCACGACCACUGAGCGAGGCUUAUUCAGUGCCACCGGCCGCAAGACCAAUAACGUCUCUAAUCUUGCCUGGCCAAUUACCGGUAACCCCCGGCCCGACCACCACUAACCCCAUCGAGGCUAAUUACUCGAUCGUACCGGCACCGACGCCGGUCCACGUCAGUCCCUCGACGCCAACGGCGCCGGCGAACACGCCGAACGGCCUUGAACUACCCCUUCAAGGCUACAUGAAGAUGCACCCAGCCGGACCAAAAACGCCCACGUCGAACAUAUCGAGCCAGCAGCCGUCCAGGACAGCGACGCCCACGCAGAGUCGUCACGACGCUCACGGCCGCGAGGAGAACAGUCAGUCCUCUUGUUCCUACGGCAGGACCGCCUCGAGCUCGAGCGGAAAGUCCAGGGAGCCUUCCGGCCCUCAGGACGAGCUUCUGGAGAUCAUAAACGACUUCAAGAACAACGUGUUCACGAUCAACGAGGUCGAGAGGCUCGUGGAGAACUGGCGGAACCGGAACGACGUCCAGCAGAGCUUCAAGGACAAGCAGAGGCAGCUGACCGCGAUGAGGGAGGAGUACGAGAGGAUACAGAAGAGGUUGAAGGAGGAGAUGAAGGCGCCGACCCCGUUCGACAGGAUCAGGAAGUUCUUCUCCAAGGGGAAGAAAGAUUCGAAGGACUCGGCGAGCGGAAGCGACGAUUCCUCCGCGGCCAGCAAAGCGGAGAACAUCAACGGCGGAUUGGCCGAUCGCAGACCAGUUAGCAGUCUGAGUCUUCGCAGCGUGUCGAGUUCGUCUUCGUCCGGUAGAAUGAGCACCGCCAGCGGAUGCAGCGGGACCAGCCUCGGUGACAGUGGAACUCAUUCGGACACAGAAGAUAGGAGAUUACAAAACGCGAGGGAGGACAAACCGGGAGUAAUGUCCUACGAGAUACCGCCUGCCCCGAAACCUUUCGCCGGCAGGUACUCGCCCGCACUCAGGUACUCGCCGUCGCCUCGAUCCUCUACUGGAAACGACCUCGACCUCAGACCUCAGUUACCGUCGAAGGCAGAGGACACGGAAUAUUACAUCGCCUUUCCUCCUUCGGGAUUACCCAUUCAUUCGUUCAAGCCGGACCACACCAUGAAGGAACCAAAGACCCCCAGCUCCCCGUGCGACCACCCUAAAUACCUAGAAAUGCUCCAAGGUUCGUCUCCAGCGAGCGCGGACACCCCGGACACGGAUCCGCCGAGGCAUCCUGGUAACAGUUACGCCAACGUCGAACCAGCAGCGGCGAAUUCAGCUCCGGCACCGCCUGCAGGCAUGUGCAUUCCCACGAACUACAUGAACGUGACACCUGGACACGCCACGCCGAUCCAGGAAGCCCAGAGUCAGCAGAGGCACUCGGCCGAAGUGGCCCAGACCCCUGAAACCUCGAAGAACCCGGCCAAGGUUGAGACUCCAAUGACAGAGGACGCCAAGACGCCUGCUGAGGGUCAAGGUCCGGCGAUAGAAGCAACGGCUGCGAAUAAAAGCAACGAGGAGUACGUGGAAACGGAUCUGGUGAACGGUUCCUGUGACGUCGACGUCCCUGACGGCGCUAGAAUGCCGGAUUACAUGAAUGUGGAUCUUUCCCAAGAGCUCAAGAUCGCCAAGAAGGCGCCUGCCCCGCCUGUACCUCCCAGAGGAGCCACGAAGAAGUGAGAAGAUGACAGGCCGAGGACGCGCAGUCCUUCUCCUCCCUUCGGAACAAAGGACCGUCAGCGAAAUGUGCCUUCGACGAUUGUGUUCUUCGUUCACGAACGCCGAAGUGAUCGUGCGACGCCAGUGUUCUUCGUAAUUACAAUAAAACGCGGCAACGUUCAACGACGAAUGAUGUCACGACGCGGUUUGCGCGACGACGACUCUGAAUUAAACAUGAAGACUCGG